AUGUACAUAGUCAGCCGUGGCCUUCUCCAAGUGCUUGGUGAAGGAGGUUCCGCGCAUGGCCGGAUAAGCAAUCUAACUGGGGGUCAAGAUGGCUACUUAAAGUCAGAGGAACAGGUGGUUCUGGCUACCCUUAGGCCCGGAUCUUAUUUCGGCGAGAUUGCACUCCUCCAUUUGGAUCACCUUUUCAAUUCAGGCCAAACACAAAGCCUCAGCAAGGUGAAUGUCCUGAAUAAAAGAUCAUUACAAAUAAUACUUCGAUUUAGGCGGAUAAAAAUGAAUUUGGUGUAA
This is a messenger RNA of Protopolystoma xenopodis, 288 nucleotides long. Lineage: Eukaryota; Metazoa; Platyhelminthes; Monogenea; Polystomatidea; Polystomatidae. The record is from the annotation of a GenBank genome assembly.